UCCCGUCGCCUCCCCACCCACUCCAACACGGACAUUGAUUGAAGCCAUGGAUUGUUGCUAUCGCGGAAAUAAAUUUAUGACAAAUAGUCGGUAUACAUGUUAAGCCUGGGAUCACGCGCGACUUGCAGGUCGGGCUGUAGUUGGCCCGCGGCGGUGAAGUGACUGCGCGCGACCCGCUUGUGACGAAGCGUCGAGCCGCAUGAGGACACGCGGCGGGGCGACCGUGUCCUUUGAACUGGACUCGGGGCUCCGGGGGCGUUUCUGUAUUAUAUAGACAAAUUUCAGCACCAUGUUGGCUCUUCUGGCGAGGACAAUGGUGAGACAGGGUGCGAUGAGUCCCUGCAGCUUGGUCCGUCCUGUGUCGGCCACUAUGAUCCCGGGCCGGUACCUGGCCCACCAGGAGGGUCUGCCCAAGCUACCGGUGCCGCCCCUUCGGCAGACGUGUGAGCGGUACUUGGCCGUGCUGGAGCCCCUUGUCAGUGAGCAGGAACUGGAGCACACGCGGAAACUCAUGGCUGAGUUCCUGACCCCAGGUGGAGCUGGUGAGAGGCUCCAGAAGGGCCUGGAGCGCCGGGCACACAAAAUGGAGAACUGGCUGUCAGACUGGUGGCUGCAAACUGCCUACCUGGACUUUCGAAUGCCUGUGGUUGUACACUCGAGUCCCGGUGUGGUCCUCCCUCGCCUGGAGUUCAGCGACCGGCAAGGACAAAUAAGGUUUGCUGCUAAACUGAUUGCUGGGGUUCUGGACUUCAAGACCAUGAUUGACAACGAGACCCUCCCUGUGGAGUACCUCGGAGGGAAUUCGCUGUGUAUGAACCAGUACUACCAGGUGCUGUGCUCCUGCCGUGUCCCGGGGCCGCGGAGGGACUCAGUGGUGAACCAUGCCCGUGCCAAGAGGCCUCCCACGUUCAUCACUGUCGUGCACAACUACCAGUUCUUUGUGCUGGAGGUUUAUAGUAGCGACGGCUCGCUGCUCACCGUGGACCAGAUUUACAUGCAGCUGGAGAAGAUCUGGAACUCAUCGCUGCAGACCAAUAAGGAACCCAUUGGCAUCCUGACCUCCCAGCACCGCAACACCUGGGCUAAGGCCUACGCCAACCUCAUUAAAGACAAGACCAACAAGGAGUCAGUGCAGGCCAUCCAGAAGAGCAUUUUUACCGUGUGCCUGGACGCCCCCGUGCCACGUGUGUCGGAUGAGAUGUACCGCAGCCGUGCGGCUUUGCAGAUGCUCCAUGGCGGUGGGAGUCGCUGGAACAGUGGAAAUCGUUGGUUUGAUAAGACCCUGCAGUUCAUCAUCGGAGAGGAUGGGACAUGCGGUCUGAGCUACGAACACGCCCCCGCUGAAGGCCCGCCCAUUGUAUCGAUGGUGGACCAUGUGGUUGAGUACACGAAGAAGACUGAGAUGGUGCGUACACCCCUGGUACCGCUUCCAAUGCCCCAGAAACUGCGCUUCAACAUCACCCCUGAGAUCAAGAAGGAUAUCGAGAAGGCCAAGCAGAACAUGAACAUAAUGGUUCAUGAUCUUGAUGUGAGGGUUAUCGUGUUCUCCCAUUUCGGGAAGAAUGUCCCUAAGUCCCACAAGAUGAGCCCGGAUGCUUUCAUACAGGUGGCCCUGCAGCUUGCAUACUUCAGGAUGUACCAGCGCUGCUGCUCUACCUACGAGAGUGCUUCCCUCAGGAUGUUCCGACUGGGCCGCACCGACACCAUCCGCUCCGCCUCCAUUGACUCGCUGAACUUCUCGCGGACCAUGGACGACCCCUCCAAGCCUGUGGCAGAAAAGGUGGCAUUGCUGGAAAAAGCGGUGAAAGCUCACAGAGCCUACACCGACAUGGCAAUCCGAGGCGAAGCCAUCGACAGGCACCUCCUGGGGCUGAGGCUUCAGGCCAUUGAGGACCUGGUCUCCAUGCCGAAAGUCUUCAUGGACACUUCCUAUGCUGUGGCCAUGCACUACAAUCUCUCUACUAGUCAGGUCCCGGCCAAGACAGACUGUGUAAUGUGCUUUGGCCCUGUUGUGCCGGAUGGGUAUGGCGUGUGCUACAACCCCAUGGAGGAGCACAUCAACUUUGCCGUGUCAGCCUUCAACAGCUGCUCGGAGACCAAUGCUGCCCGGCUGGCCCAGGGCCUGGAGGAUGCACUGCUUGACAUGAGAGACCUGGUGGAGCAGAUGCCCAGGGCCAAGCUGUGAGAAUCACGGGGACCAUUAGUGGCUGCUCUAGAACCCGAGGCCUGGACAGACAAGGAACGGGGUGGCAAUGAGAACUGAACUGGUACCUCUAGGAACCAUGGAUGUGAAGCACAAGGGAGACACCAUGAACUGAAAUGAAGACAGUCAUAAAGACAUCAUGUGUGACCUCAGCUCAGCAGCUACAUUUCACAUGGAAACUUUAUGAAUAAAGGUCCGCUACAGGGUUUAUUUAUUUGGUUGUUUUCUCUCAAUACACACAUUUUCAGAACCGCUUGUCCCAUACAGGG
This is a messenger RNA of Scleropages formosus (Asian bonytongue), 2472 nucleotides long. It is a transcript of the gene crata, whose product is annotated as carnitine O-acetyltransferase a. Bases 290 to 2185 code for a protein of 631 amino acids. Gene Ontology annotation, biological process: carnitine metabolic process, CoA-linked. NCBI's taxonomy places the organism in Eukaryota, Metazoa, Chordata, Actinopteri, Osteoglossiformes, Osteoglossidae. Gene Ontology annotation, molecular function: carnitine O-acetyltransferase activity. The transcript has 14 exons. The record is from RefSeq and is a predicted model, not a curated record. Gene Ontology annotation, cellular component: peroxisome.